UCAGAUGUCAAUGUCAAUUUGUUAUUAAAAGUAGGGUUAAUACAUUUGUAGUUAUUCAUAGCUAUUUCGGUUUUCGGUAGUUAUUUAUUAUUAUUGUUAUUGUUAUUUAUUUGUGUAAUAAAUCAGUAAAAUGCGCCGAAGAGCAGGUGUAGGUGCAAUUCAAAAACAAAAAUUAGAACAAGAAAAGUAUAAAGAUAAAGGGAGUUUAAUUCAAGAAAAUCAACUUGAACAAAUGACCAAACAAUUAGAAGUAUUUCGAACAAAUUUAGAAGAGUUCGCAUCAAAUCAUAAGAAUGAAAUACGGAAAAAUGCUGAAUUUCGUAAACAAUUCCAAGAAAUGUGUACAGCAAUUGGUGUGGAUCCUUUAGCAUCAGGAAAAGGAUUUUGGUCUGUGCUAGGUAUUGGUGAUUUUUAUUACGAAUUAGCCGUACAAAUUGUUGAAGUGUGUUUAGCAACAAACCAAAAAAAUGGUGGACUUAUUGGCUUAAACGAGCUGCGAACUCGACUUAUAAAAGCUAGAGGUCAACGUAAAGAACAUCAAGAGAUUACAAACGAAGAUUUAUUAGCUGCUGCUAGAAAGUUACGAAUAUUUGGCAAUGGUUUUUCAGUUUUACCUAUCGGCAAAGGUGAAUAUUUAGUACAGUCUAUACCUGGAGAAUUGAGCAUGGAUCAUACAGCUGUUCUUCAACAAGCGUCUAACUCAAACACAGCCUCUGUAUCGGUUUCCCAAUUAAAACAAUCACUUAAUUGGGAAGAAGAACGUGUUCAAAAGGCCUUAGAUCAUAUGGUGAAAGAAGGUUUAGCGUGGAUUGAUUUACAAUCACCAGAAGAAAAUUUAUAUUGGUUUCCAAGUUUGUUUUCAGCAUGUAUUCAGUCAUCUUAGUGAAGAUAAAUGCAUUUCAAUGUUAAGGAAUUACAAAUUAAUUAAUGUUUUACAUAAAAUUUUUCAAAAACACUAUAAUUAUUUUAAUGAAUGUUUAAU
Molecule: messenger RNA, 982 nt
Organism: Chrysoperla carnea
Lineage: Eukaryota; Metazoa; Arthropoda; Insecta; Neuroptera; Chrysopidae
Gene: lsn
Product: vacuolar-sorting protein SNF8
Exons: 1
Coding region: 131-883 (250 amino acids)
Biological process (GO): protein transport to vacuole involved in ubiquitin-dependent protein catabolic process via the multivesicular body sorting pathway
Cellular component (GO): ESCRT II complex
Source: RefSeq, a predicted model, not a curated record